Messenger RNA from Podarcis lilfordi (Lilford's wall lizard), 1026 nucleotides. Lineage: Eukaryota; Metazoa; Chordata; Lepidosauria; Squamata; Lacertidae. The record is from the annotation of a GenBank genome assembly.
AUGGAGUCUGAAAAGAGCUUAAAUAAAAAUGGAAACCUCACAAAACGUCAACAAACUCGCACAGGGAAGAAACCAUUUAAAUGCAUGGAGUGUGGAAAGAGCUUCAGUUGGAGUGGAGACCUUACAAUUCAUCAACGAACUCACACAGGAGAGAAACCAUUUAAAUGUUUGGAGUGUGGAAAGAGCUUCAGUCAGAGUGGAAACUUUAGAACACAUGCACGAACUCACACAGGGAUGAAACCAUUUAAAUGUAUGGAGUGUGGAAAGAGCUACACUGCAAGUGGGGCACUUAGAACACAUGUACGAACUCACACAGGGGAGAAACCAUUUAAAUGUAUGCAGUGUGGGAAAACCUUCAAGGAAAGUGGACACUAUAAACUACAUCAGCGAACUCACACGGGGGAAAAACCAUUUAAAUGUUUGGAGUGUGGAAAAAGCUUCAGUCAGAAUGGAAACUUUAGAAAACAUCAACAAACUCACACAGGGGAGAAACCAUUUAAAUGUAUGGAGUGCGAAAAAAGCUACAGUCAGAGUAGAGACCUUAAAAAACAUCAACAAACUCACACAGGGGAGAAACCAUUUAAAUGUAUGGAGUGUGGAAAGAGCUUCACUGAUAGUUGCACACGUAAACGGCAUCAACGAACUCACACAGGGGAAAGACCCUUUGAAUGCAUGGAGUGUGGAAAGAGCUUUUGUGUGAUUGGAAACCUUAAAAUUCAUCAACGAACGCACACAGGGGAGAAACCAUUUAAAUGUAUGGACUGUGGAAAGAGUUUUAGUGUGAAUGGAAACCUUAAAAAUCAUCAACGAACUCACACAGGGGAGAAACCAUUUAAAUGUAUAGAGUGUGGAAAGAGUUACACUGAAAGUGGGGCACUUAGAAGACAUCUACGAACUCACACAGGGGAAAGGCCAUUUAAAUGUAUGGAGUGUGGAAAGAGCUUCAAUCGAAGUGGAACCCUUAGAAUACAUCAACAAACUCACACAGGGGUGAACCUUGAAUCUGAAAAUUUGAAAAGAAGUUAA